GGAGGGAGGGGGCGAGACGAGGGAGGCCGUGGCGGAGUGUGAUGUGAUCGCUCCCCUCCGUCGCUUUCAGUCGCACUGGACACCCUAUCGCCGAUAUCCCACCACACAACUCAAGCACUCCAACCCCCACUCUGCUCCAACCGUUCCUCUGCCCUUUCCUUUCAAGCCAGAAUGUCGCUCACGAAAGGAGAGCGCAACAUCACCAUCUGUAUAGAUCGCGGAGGAACGUUUACCGACUGCAUCGCAUUCGUUCCCACAAAAGAUGGCACCUCCCCCUACAAAACAAUCGUCGUGAAACUUCUCAGCGUCGACCCACAGAACUACCCCGAUGCACCCCGGGAGGGAAUACGGCGGAUCUUGGAGUUGGCGACCGGGGUGCCGCAUCCGGCUGAUAAGCUGGUGAAUACUUCGAGGUUGAAGGUCAUCAGGAUGGGGACGACUGUUGCGACGAAUGCACUGCUGGAACGUAAAGGCGAUGCCAGCGCGUUGGUCAUCACCAAGGGGUUCAAGGACCUGCUGCAUAUCGGGAACCAGUCUCGGCCAAAGAUCUUUGAUCUCGCCAUCGAGAAGCCCGCUGUACUGUACAAGACGGUCAUCGAGGUGCACGAGCGGGUGGCGCUCGUGAAGGAAGGGGAGGACGAGGGUGGUGAGCAUGUAACGGGGGUCACCGGCGAGAAAGUAGAGAUACUAGAGCCCCUGAACAUCGGGCAAGUCGAAAAAGACCUGAGAGCCGUCUACGAUUCCGGAAUCCGCAGCAUCGCCAUCUCCCUGCUCCAUUCCUACACCUUCCCAGACCACGAGAAGCGCGUCGCGGCAAUCGCCAAACAGAUUGGGUUCACCAACAUCACCCUCUCGUCAGCGAUCAUGCCGAUGGUCAAGAUCGUGCCCCGCGCAGCGUCGGCGAUGGCGGACGCAUACCUCACCCCCGUCAUCCAGCGGUACAUCGAGGGCUUCUUCUCCGGGUUCGAUGAGGAUAUCCGCGAUCCGAAGAAAGUGAGGGUCGAGUUUAUGCAGAGCGAUGGCGGGUUGACGCCCGUGGAGGAUUUCAGUGGGUUUCGCGCGAUUCUGAGUGGACCUGCUGGCGGGGUUGUUGGGUACGCUCGCACGAGCUGGGACGAGCCGGAGGCGAACAGCGUCAGGGGUGGGAAGGCCAUUAUCGGGUUCGACCAGGGUGGGACAUCCACCGACGUUUCGCGGUAUGCGGGACAGUACGAACACGUGUUCGAGACGACUACAGCCGACGUUACGAUCCAAGCGCCGCAACUCAACAUCAGCACUGUGGCUGCCGGGGGUGGUUCGCAGCUGUUUUUCAGAAGCGGGCUGUUUGUCGUCGGGCCGGAGAGCGCCGGCGCGAACCCGGGCCCAGCGUGUUAUCGUAAAGGCGGGCCUGCCACCAUCACCGACGCGAAUCUGGUCCUGGGACGGCUUGUGCCCGCCCACUUCCCGGCCGUGUUUGGACCCAGCCAGUCUGAACCGCUUUCCACUGAAGCGGCGUUCAAGGUCUUGCAAGAGAUCGCUGAUGAGGUUAAUCGCGCGAGUCCUGGUGGACAGCCGAUGAGCGUUGACGAGGUGGCGUUCGGGUUCAUCAAAGUCGCUAAUGAGGCUAUGGCGAGGCCUAUCAGAGGUCUGACGCAGGCCAAAGGGUUCAACACCGCUGACCAUAUACUUGCCUGUUUUGGGGGCGCUGGCGGGCAGCACGCCUGCGCUAUUGCGAGGUCCUUGGGCAUAGGCAUGAUUCUCAUCCACAAACAUUCAUCCAUCUUGUCCGCUUAUGGGCUCUCCCUAGCGGACGUAGUUCACGAGGAACAGGAGCCAUCCGCGCACACACUUGGGGAGGAUGCUCUGCCAACUAUCAGAGACCGCGUGCAACACCUCCAAACCGCAUGCACGACCUAUCUCCAAAAUGAAGGCUUCGACCACACCGCCAUCGAGCUGGAAGUCUACCUCAACCUGCGCUACCAAGGCACCGACCACGCCAUGAUGACCCAAAAGCCCGAGGACAGUUGGGACUUCCAAACCCCCUUUGUUGCGCAGUACCAGCAGGAAUUCGGGUUCACACUCCCCGACCGCGAUAUCAUCAUCGACGAUAUUCGUGUGCGCGGUAUCGGGAAGAGCGCUGUGGCGCCCGAGACCGACCACUCGGUGUACGCGGACCUCGCGACCUUGACCCAACGCGACGUGAGCGGAACCCAUAUCGACCAACAGCAGGUGUUCUGGGAAGGCGGCCGCGUCGACACCCCCGUGUAUCUCAUUCCCAACAUGCAACCGGGCGACCACGUCCACGGGCCCGCCCUGCUGAUCGACCGUAACUCCACCGUCGCCCUCGAACCCCUCUGCCACGGGACCAUGACCACCUCCCACCUCGUCAUCACCCUCGACACCGUCAAGCCCACCACCGCGACGGCAUCGACGGACCUUGACCCGAUCAAGUUGUCGGUGUUCGCGCACCGGUUCAUGUCGAUCGCGGAACAGAUGGGCACGACGUUGCGGAAGACGGCGAUUUCGACGAAUAUCAAGGAACGGUUGGAUUUUAGUUGUGCGCUUUUUGGCCCGGAUGGCGGGUUGAUUGCUAAUGCGCCACAUAUCCCAAUCCACCUGGGCAGCAUGCAGGAAGCAGUCCGAUGGCAGAUGCGAUCGACGGAGAUGGAGGAUGGGGAUGUGCUUGUGACGAAUCACCCGAGCGCUGGCGGGUCGCAUUUGCCGGAUAUCACGGUGAUUACGCCGGUGUUCAAUAAGGGCGUGAUUGAGUUUUUUGUGGCGAGUAGGGGCCAUCAUGCUGAUAUUGGAGGCAUCCGCGCCGGCUCAAUGCCCCCCGACUCCCGCGAGCUCUACCAAGAAGGCGCAGCCAUCAAGUCCUUCAAACUCGUCCGGAAAGGCCACUUUGAUGAACCCGGCAUCCGUCGCAUCCUCGUCGACGAACCCGCGCAAUAUCCCGGCUGUUCAGGCAGCCGCUGCAUCAACGACUGCAUCAGCGACUUGAAAGCGCAGACGGCCGCCAAUCACCGAGGAAUCACCCUUGUCAGGCAGUUGAUUGAAGAAUAUGGGUUAGAGACCGUGCAAGCCUACAUGGGCUACAUCCGCACCAAUGCCGAGACCGCCGUCCGCGACCUCCUCAAACGCGUCGCAGCCUCCGGAAGAACCACCCUAACCGCCUCCGACUGCAUGGACGACGGCACACCCAUCACCCUCACCAUCACCAUCGAUGGCCCCACGGGUUCCGCAGUCUUCGACUUCACCGGCACCGGCCCACAAGUCUACGCCAACACCAACGCCCCCCGCGCAAUCACCUACUCCGCCGUCAUCUACUGCCUCCGCUCCCUCGUCUCCUCCGACAUCCCCCUGAACCAAGGCGCACUCAACCCCGUGGAAAUCAUCAUACCCCCCAACACCCUCCUCUCCCCCGCCGAAGGCGCCGCAGUCGUCGGCGGGAACGUGCUCACCUCCCAACGCGUCGUCGACGUCGUGCUCAAAGCAUUCAACGCGUGCGCGGCGUCCCAGGGCUGCUGCAACAACUUCACGUUCGGCAAAGGCGGCGAGGGCGGGUUCGGGUACUACGAGACCAUCGCGGGCGGAUCGGGCGCCGGGCCGACCUGGCACGGCCGCAGCGGCGUGCACACCCACAUCACCAACACGCGGAUCACCGACCCGGAGAUCUUCGAGCGGCGGUACCCCGUCCUUCUGCGCGAAUUCGGACUCCGACCGAACAGCGGUGGGGAGGGAUUGUACCGCGGGGGGGAUGGGUGUGUACGGGAGGUGGAGUUUAGGGAAGAGGUGGAGGUGUCGAUGUUGAGUGAACGGAGGGUGUUUGCGCCGUAUGGGAUGGAAGGGGGUGGGGAGGGACGGCGGGGGGUUAAUACAUUGCUUAGGAAGGAUGGGAGGACGGUGAAUUUUGGGGGCAAGAAUGCGACGAGGGUUACGAAGGGGGAUCGGGUGAGAAUCGAGACCCCGGGGGGUGGCGGGUGGGGGAGGAAGGGUGAGGAUGUCAAGGCGUAGGAGCUAGUUAUUCCCCUUCUCAUUUCGCAAGUGAACCAUAACUCUUUCACUUAGAUAUUUUCUUAGCAUCACCCCGUUCUGUACAUCUGUAGGCCACUCGCCCUUUGUUUACAACCAAAAAGGCAGUAAUCUGUAAUGCGUAUGUUACAAAACGCUCCCGACUGUAUAGACACAUGUAGACAUGUACAUUCUUCUGUAACGGAAUCUCACUUCCGGGCCGUCUCCUCGUAGUUCUCCAGCAACCAUUUCACGGUGGCAACUUAGUGC
Fimicolochytrium jonesii is the source of this 4260-nucleotide messenger RNA. Its product is annotated as Hydantoinase B/oxoprolinase-domain-containing protein. The record is from RefSeq and is a predicted model, not a curated record. Gene Ontology annotation, molecular function: 5-oxoprolinase (ATP-hydrolyzing) activity. The transcript is spliced from 7 exons. Gene Ontology annotation, cellular component: cytosol. Gene Ontology annotation, biological process: glutathione metabolic process. The coding region runs from base 172 to 3993 and encodes 1273 amino acids. NCBI's taxonomy places the organism in Eukaryota, Fungi, Chytridiomycota, Chytridiomycetes, Spizellomycetales, Powellomycetaceae.